Erigeron canadensis is the source of this 1953-nucleotide messenger RNA. Its product is annotated as ATP-dependent DNA helicase PIF1-like. The record is from RefSeq and is a predicted model, not a curated record. Bases 1 to 1953 code for a protein of 650 amino acids. The transcript has 4 exons. NCBI's taxonomy places the organism in Eukaryota, Viridiplantae, Streptophyta, Magnoliopsida, Asterales, Asteraceae. Gene Ontology annotation, molecular function: DNA helicase activity. Gene Ontology annotation, biological process: DNA repair; telomere maintenance.
AUGUUCAAGCUCAAGCUUGAUCACUUGAUCAAGAACCUGAAGGAUGACCACGUACUCGGGAAAGUGAAAGGAGUUGUGUACACCGUGGAAUUCCAAAAACGCGGUCCGCCUCAUGCCCAUAUACUAUUCUUCGAAGAAUGCGACAAAUUAAGAACCCCGGAAGACAUUGAUCGUGUUAUAUCGACUGAAAUUCCAGAUAAAGAAGUGGACAACAGUUUGUCUAGGCCUGAAUAUGUUUGGGAACAAACAUACGACAAACUAACUAACGAUAUACUUCACAUACGUAGAAAAGAGAUUAACGAGCCAGAAGCUAUUAAACACAUAGCAUUGGCAAAAAUCGAGAAGAUGCUACUCGCAAAUGGGAUGAGCUUAAAAGACAUACCCAACAUGCCCUUCCCAGAUUUCAGAUACAUCGAGGUGGCAUGUAACAUGCUCAUUCAAGAUGAACUCGGUUAUGACAAGGAGAAACUGGAAAUGGAACAUCAAGGAUUACAUGCAAGCCUCACAGCGGAACAAUUAAAGGUAUACGACACCGUCAUGGAUGCGGUUGCCCAAGAUGACGGGGGCGUUUUCUUCCUAUAUGGAUACGGAGGCACGGGAAAAACAUUUGUUUGGAAGACAUUAUCAUCGGCUAUCCGGCGCAAAGGAAGCAUAGUCUUAAAUGUCGCGUCAAGUGGGAUAGUUGCAUUGCUGCUAACAGGAGGAAGAACGACCCAUUCGAGAUUUGCAAUCCCACUUAACCCAACCGAAGACUCCUUCUGCAAUAUCAACUCAGACAACCCUCUGGCAGACUUAAUACGAGAGGCUAGAUUGAUCAUUUGGGACGAGGCAACCAUGAUGCAUAAGCAUUGUUUCGAGGCCUUAGAUCGAACAAUGAGAGAUAUAAUCCAGGGACCAAAUUCACACAAACCUUUCGGGGGUAAAGUCAUAGUUUUCGGGGGAGACUUCCGACAGAUCCUUCCGGUCAUUCCAGGGGGAAAUAGGGAGGAAAUUGUCAAUGCUUCGCUUAACCAUUCAUCUUUAUGGGAUCAUUGCAAGGUCCUCACAUUGACACAGAAUAUGCGUUUGCAGAGCGGCACAAACGCCCAAGAGAAAGAGGAAAUUAAAAAAUUCACAGAGUGGAUAUUGACAGUCGGUGAAGGGACGGCAGGAGGCAACAACGACGGGUCUACAGAAAUUGAGCUCCUGGAAGAGGUGUUGAUUAAAUCCGAAAAAAAUCAUGUCGAAUCUAUUGUGUCAGCAAAUUUUCCUUCGAUUGCAGAACACCAUAAUGACAGGGGAUAUUUUGAAGACAAGGCAAUUUUGGUACCGACAAAUGAAGAGGUCGAUACGAUCAACGAAUACGUACUAUCGAAGCUAAAAGGCGACGAGCGUAUUUACUUCAACUCAGACAGUGUUUGUCAGUCAGAGUUCAUUGACGAGUUCCAACAAUCUUUGUACGCACCGGAAAUACUGAAUGGGUUCAAAAUAUCAGGGAUACCCAAUCACAAAUUGGUACUAAAGGAAGGUGUGUCUGUGAUGUUACUUCGCAAUAUAGACCAGUCUAACGGGUUAUGCAAUGGGACGAGAUUGAGGGUAACAAGAUUAGGAAAGAAUGUGAUUGAAGCGGAAGUGAUAUCCGGCAACAACAUUGGGUACAAAACUUACAUCCCUAGAAUGAAGCUAAUACCGUCAGAUAAAAGAAUACCGUUCAGGUUUAAUAGAAGACAAUUCCUGUUGAUCGUUUCUUUCGCAAUGACAAUCAACAAAAGUCAAGGCCAAUCUUUAUCGAUCGUUGGUCUGUAUCUACAACGUCCAGUUUUCACACACGGACAGUUGUAUGUUGCAAUCUCUCGGGUUAAGUCGAAAAAGGGACUCAAGGUGCUGAUAUACGACAAAGAUGGGAAGACAACAAACACUACAACGAAUGUCGUCUACAAAGAAGUGUUGCAAAAGAUGAAGGAAGAUAUGUGA